AUGAAUAUCUUCCGGGAAGUGUUUGACAUCCGGGUUGGUGAGUUUUCGGCUACGACGGAGCUGGGGCGUGAGUUGCGGGACUUGCGCAAGGAGGUACGCAAAGACCUAGAGUUCCCGACUCGGUGCAAAUGUGGCGACCUCCAGAAAUGCGCUUUUCAUCGCCAGGGCCCGGAUGAUCGCUUCCGGGUAGCAGACUCGGAGGAGUUUUGGGGCUACGCGAAUUGGGCACGGGAGGAGUUCGAUCACUAUCCUCUGAACAUCGUCGGUGGGGCUACAGGUGACUUCGAGUUAAGUGAGCACGACGCCCUCUGCCCAGUAGCCCAGGACUGGUCGCAUGGAUGGCAUUGCGCGCCGGCCCCAGAAAGCAACUCUGCACGCCAGCAAAUUGUGGACAACGUAAAGGAAAGGGUGCACGGGGUCGGGACUAAUGACAAGAAGUUCCUGGGGAAAGUUUCCAGGCACAUAGGCAUCGCAGCGCUAACGGACUGCAUUGGAACGCAGCAACCAGUCCCGUUGACAGUGCGCCACCCCACGUGCGGACGGGUAGGCACACCGGGUCACACCGAGGAGGAAGACCACUACCUGCAGGGCCUUCACCACGAGCUUUUUGACAUUCUCGACGAGGUUCGCGCUUUUCCUUUUUUCGGUUGCUCACCAUCGUCCUUCGACCCUGCACAGUACAGGGCCUAUUUCCUGCAAGACAGCGUUCCGCCGGUGCGCUUUCGGCUGCAGUGGAUCACGUGCGGGUGCGACAGCUGCAAGAAGGCCAAUAACGGCCAGCGUGGGUGGUUCAGCAACCUGCGUCUCGCUUUUGUACACAUGCGGGAGCUGAAGGAGCGUGAGGCCAUCAGGGAGUUUGCCGAGCAAGUUACGAAAGCAGAGCAGGUGCAGGGGCCAGGUGCUGUGCCCGAUCCUUUAGUACGCCGCAAGCCGCCAACUGCCGACCCGCUGGUGAAGGCCAACGCGAAGAAGUGUUUGUUGGAUGGCCUCCGCGCAAUUCGCCUUCCCACCCACAUAUCCCUUACAAAGGACGACAAACUGCUUGUGAAAGUGCCGCUCGGUAAAGACACUGCUGGAAAAAUUGUAUACAAAACCCGAUCUAUCUGCCCGGAACGCUUCGGGGAGGUUCAGGCAGCCGUCGACGCUGCAGCGCAGGAGAAGGAGGAAACUUUGUUGAAUAAAAACGAACAUGUCCGCAAGAUCAAUGCUCUGCGUCGCGAGCGCGAGCAUGCUGCAGCUGCAGCCGCAGCGUAA
Amoebophrya sp. A120 is the source of this 1254-nucleotide messenger RNA. The record is from the annotation of a GenBank genome assembly. NCBI's taxonomy places the organism in Eukaryota, Dinophyceae, Syndiniales, Amoebophryaceae.